Molecule: messenger RNA, 2250 nt
Organism: Melanotaenia boesemani (Boeseman's rainbowfish)
Lineage: Eukaryota; Metazoa; Chordata; Actinopteri; Atheriniformes; Melanotaeniidae
Gene: col8a1a
Product: collagen, type VIII, alpha 1a
Exons: 2
Coding region: 10-2250 (746 amino acids)
Molecular function (GO): protein binding
Source: RefSeq, a predicted model, not a curated record
GCUUUGGCCAUGUCUUCCCUCCCUGUCCCCAUCUUCCCAGCUCUGCUACAGCUUGUAGUCCUUACAUAUGUGAGCGGUGGGGCAUACUAUGGACACAAGCAGCACCCUCAGCCAUACCAGCCAAUGCAGCCAAUGCAGCAUCUUCAGCACAUGGGCAUGAACAAAGGAGGCUUUACUCAACAACAGUACCUAGGCAAAGAGGUGCCCUAUAUGCCAUAUCCCCACUAUAGGAAGGAACUCCCCCAGAUGCCCAUGUUGAAAGGCAAAGAAAAUGCUCUUAAGGGGGGCACCUUUAAUGGUGGCAAAGACAAAGGUCAGACAAUCCCAAGUGGUGCAGAGGGAAUUCCCCAAGGAGAACCAGGACCAGCUGGGCCACCUGGACCAGAGGGGCCUCCAGGACCUCCUGGACCUGCAGGGAAUGGAAUACCUGGUCCUUCAGGCCGACCUGGACCUCCAGGUCCACCAGGACUACCUGGACUGGGAAAACCAGGUUUGCCAGGGUUGCCAGGAAAACCUGGAGGCAAUGGUGAAGCUGGGCCCCAAGGAGAAAUGGGCCCUAGGGGUGAAGAUGGGCCAGCUGGACAGCCAGGGCCGCAAGGCCCACCAGGACCACCUGGGCUUCCAGGAAUAGGUAAACCUGGAGUGCAGGGAUUACCAGGCCAACCAGGGCCCAAGGGAGAACCUGGUCACAAGGGACUGCCAGGUCUGCCAGGAUUACCAGGACCCAAAGGAGAUAAAGGGAUGGGACUGCCAGGACAACCUGGUCACAAAGGACUGCCAGGGCUCCCAGGACCUGCUGGCCCAAGAGGACUGCCUGGUUUUGGGAAACCAGGGUUGACUGGAGCACCAGGUCCAUAUGGACCACCAGGAGAUAAAGGACAUCCUGGAGAACCAGGGCCUCCUGGGCCAGCUGGAGAAGGAGGACAGCCUGGUCCUCCAGGUCUACCUGGUCAAGGAAAGCCAGGUCAAGUUGGACUGCCAGGACAACCAGGUAUGCCAGGUGGAAAAGGUCAUCCUGGACCACCAGGUUUGCCAGGAAAACCAGGACUGCCUGGAUUUGGUAAACCAGGACUCCCAGGAAUAAAAGGUGAUAAAGGUAUGGGUGGGCCACCUGGACUUCCAGGACCUAAAGGAGAUAAAGGUUAUGGUGGACUACCUGGCAUGCUUGGACCCCCUGGACCAAAUGGCCCACCGGGUCCUCCAGGUCCUAUGGGAACCCCAGGAAGAAUAGGUGCACCUGGUCCCAAAGGAGACUGUGGAGAUGGGGGACCGAAAGGACUUGAUGGUGUCAAGGGGGAUCUUGGUCCUCCUGGACUUCCUGGUAAGAAUGGUCUGCCUGGAGACCGUGGAGAACCAGGAAUGAGAGGUCCACAAGGACCAAGUGGUCCCAAAGGAGAUGACGGGCACAAAGGCCUACCUGGCAUGCCUGGCCCCCCAGGGACUCCUGGUCCAAAAGGAGAAGCUGGGUUGCCUGGUGAUGUGGGACUUCAAGGUCCUAAAGGAAUUCCAGGACUGGAUGGUGCUGCAGGACCAAUUGGGCCUCCUGGUCUUCCUGGGCUUAAAGGAGAUAAUGGUCCUCCUGGUGCACCAGGGAUUGCAGGCAAUGGAAGUCCAGGUCUACCUGGUCCCAUAGGACCCCCAGGAAAAGAGGGCCCUUCUGGAUCUCCUGGACAGCCAGGUCAACCAGGCCCUCCUGGUUUACCAGGACCACCUGGAGUACCUGGCUUUUCUCCUGAAAUGGCUGGAGUGCUCUCUGAGAUGGGCCCAGGACUAGAUGGCGUUAAGGCUGGAAGUUAUGGUAAGAAGGGCAAGUAUGGAGGAAGUGGAGCAGAAAUAAUGGGUCCUAGUGGGCUAGAAAUGCCAGCAUUUACUGCUCUAGUAACAACACCUUUUCCACCUGUGGGCGCUCCAGUUGUAUUUGACAAGCUCUUGUACAAUGGUCGCCAAAACUACGAUCCCCAAACAGGAAUUUUCACCUGUGACAUGCCUGGCAUUUACUACUUUGCCUACCACAUUCAUUGCAAAGGAGCCAAUGUAUGGGUAGCUUUAAUGAGAAAUAAUGAGCAAGUGAUGUAUACAUAUGAUGAAUACAAAAAGGGUUUCUUAGACCAAGCUUCAGGGAGUGCAGUAUUGCCUCUGCAACCUGGGGACACAGUGUACAUUCAGCUUCCCUCAGAUCAAGCCUCAGGACUUUAUGCUGGACAGUAUGUACAUUCCUCUUUUUCUGGGUACUUGUUAUAUCCCAUGUAA